This is a messenger RNA of Ectocarpus siliculosus, 862 nucleotides long. The record is from the annotation of a GenBank genome assembly. NCBI's taxonomy places the organism in Eukaryota, Phaeophyceae, Ectocarpales, Ectocarpaceae.
UUUGAAAUCAGCCCGCACCCACAUCUUGAUCGGCUAGCUGCACAUCGCAUUGCCACCCACAGCACCACCCGACGUCACAGCCAUGGCCGCGACAACGGUACCUGGCUGCUUUGCGUGCCAUGUGGACUGUGCAACGGGCUGUGCCGCCGACGAUCAACCCUUCGAUCACCCCGACUACGCUGACUACAAAAUACCGAGCUUUGACGAGAAGGACGCGGACGAGGCGGAGCUGCGAUCGACGCGACUGCAUAGCAAUAAUAGCAAGGAGGAGCCCCAGGACUCAGAUAAAGGGAUGGAGAUCAGCACGGACGAGCCUGCGGAGGGCUCGUCCUUGAUGCGGUUCGUGUUGUGGGCUUUGAACGUCAAGACUGACACGGGCGCAUGACCAACCUACGGCCGAGAGAUACUGCAUUGACGACGUUUCGUGCGGUAGGCCUGUGCCUGCUGCCGCCUUUUACGGGAUGUGGCCCGGAUGGGUGAGGCCCACCUCGAAUAUGCCAUUCGGAGGCCCUUAGCUUGCUCGAUCCCACUGGAGCGAAAACGUGAAAAUCGGAUGGAAUGGGGCCCGGUGUAUGUGUGCAGUGCGCCUUAGCCGUGGAGGGGAAGUAGGAACUGGGAAAUUGGGGUUGGGGUUGCACCCCUCGCUUGGCGCUUCCUGCGGCCUCUCUGCGACGUCCAGCAGUGUCGGUGUUAUGCCGUGCUGCGGCAAUCGCUACCUGCUCUGUGUAUCAAGCUGGUGUUGGCCGGCAGCCAAUUAUUGCGUGCAUGCGCGCGUGUCGUCUUGCACAUGAGAUCAUCCUGGAUGGUUGUUAUCAUCUACCAGGCCCGUCGGCACAUACAGUGUUCGUAGUCUGCGUGUGGA